UUUAUCUUUAAAAGUGAUUGAUUAUUCCAAGUUGUGAUAAGUGAUAACAAAUAUAAUAUUGUAUGUUAAUUAAAUAAUUACGGUUAUUUACCUGACGUCAGGAUUGUUGUGAAUAUGUGUCUGUGCAUUUCUAGGAAGUGGGCUCCGAAAAAGGAGAGUUAUGAGAAUGAAAAAGAAAAAAAGAAAAAUAGGCGUUAUGCAGUUUUUCAAAGUAUUUCUGAAUUUACAUCUGAAUUACCACCAGUUACUGUUAAAACAAAAGGGGAAGAAAGUCUAAUAGAAGCCGCUAUACAUCAAAAUGAGUUUAUGUCUAGAGUAAUAUCUGGUGAUAUUCUCAAAGAAGUUAUUGCAGUGAUGUACAGAAGAGAAAUAGAAGCAGAAGAAACGAUCAUUAAACAAGGAAAUACUGGCUCUCAUAUGUACGUUUCAAUUCAAGGUACUUUCGAAUUAACCACCUCCAAAUCAACAACCACCUUUAACGACGUCCGAAUUUUUGGAGAACUUGCAAUUCUUUACGAUGCUAAACGAUUGGCUACUAUUAAAGCAGUGACAAACGCUGCGGUAUGGGUUUUAGACGCUUCCGUUUACCAGAAACUUCUUGUGAAGCACAAUAUUAAAGAGCAAGAUGAAAAGGUCAAUUUCCUGAUUAGAAAUGGGGUAUUGAGAGAUGCGGAAGAACGAGUUUUAAAACUGGUUGCGAAUUCUUUGAGAUCUGAAUUUUUCACCGGUGGAAAGCAUAUUGUUAAGGAAGGCGAGAAAGGUAACAAGUUUUAUAUCGUCAGAGCUGGCACAGUAAAGGUCUCCAAAGUAGGGGAAGGAAUCCUAGGUUCUCAUGGAAGGGGCUAUUGCUUCGGAGAAAAAGCACUUUUGGAAGAAACCAGGCGACAGGCCACAAUAACUGCAAAUCCUCCAUUGGUUGAGUGUCUGACUCUUUCUAGAAAGUUAUUUUUAGAGGUGACAGAAUACUUGAAAGUUACACCAAGGAGAUCCACUAUAAUACCUUCUAAUCCGUAUAAAAAUAUUGAACUAAAAGAUUUACAAGUUGUAUACACUAUUGGAAUAGGAGGAUUCGGUCGGAUAGAAAUGGUUGUGGUUAAAGAAGAUAAAAAUAAGGUAUUUGCUUUAAAAAUAAUGAGCAAACAUUCCAUAGUGAAUGAUAACAGACAACAACAGGCCAUAAACGAGAAGAUGCAGAUAAAUUGCCACUCUCCUUUCAUUGUAAAAAUGUACAAGACCUUCAAGGACUCUAGAUAUAUUUUCUAUAUGUUAGAAUAUUGUCCAGGUGGGGACCUUUGGAAUCUUCUCUACAAAGGGCAAAAUAAUAACAGAUUUAGAGAAAAAGACGCCAAAUUCAUUGUAGGAUGCGUUCUAGAGGCUCUAGAAUAUCUGCACAAUAAAGACAUUAUCUACAGAGACUUGAAACCAGAAAACGUUCUCCUCACCACCACAGGCUACUUCAAGUUAACAGAUUUCGGCUACAUAAAAAAACUAGCAAAAUUCGAAAAAACGUUUACUUUCGCUGGAACGGUGGAAUACGUAGCACCGGAAGUUGCCCAAAAAAAGACUUACGAUCGUUCAGUGGAUUUUUGGGCGUGUGGAAUAUUCAUUUUCGAAAUGUUAUGCGGCCGAACCCCGUUCAACAGUUUCGAUGGAAACGACAACAAAAUUUUUCGAAACAUAUUGAGCGGCAUAGAGAAUAUUCAGUUUCCUAAAUUGAUAAGUCCUGUAGCCAAAGAUUUAAUUUUAAAACUUUGUAAAGCUAAUCCGACAGAAAGGCUGGGGGAGGGUAAAGGUAUCCAGGAUAUUAAAAAUCAUAAGUGGUACGACAGGUAUAAUUGGCAGAAAUUGCGGAAUUUUCAAAUAGAUUCGCCGUUUAAGUACCAGAGCAAGUCGUAUAAAAGUCGGAAGUAUCAACCUGAAAAGGAGAUUCCACCGGCAGAAAUGUCGGGUUGGGAUGAUGAUUUUUAGCGAUAUUAGUAUUUUUCGAUAUUAAAGAUAGUCGUAUGUUUAUCUACGCCUGAAGUGAAAGGCUAUUUAAAAUAUGUUAGAUAUUUUACAUUGAUAAGUAAAAAUUAGAAUGAGAUAUGUGUGCCUUAAAUUCAUCAUUUUCCACUUUUAAUGUCUUUCUCAGUGCUUCCUAAUACAAAUUACCAUCUUUUGGCUUAAUGGUUUUUGAAUCAAUAGAUAAUCUCAGUUCACUGAUCUAAAAUAUGAUAAACAAUUAACUAUUAAAAUUAUAAAAAAAUAUGAAGUAUUCUUGUCUUCUCGGUGCUCUGACUUUAACUUCUUUUCUUUAUCCUUUCUUUACCUGUCUCUGCCUAUCUCUGUCGUCUAUGCCUUUCUAGUUCAUUUUGUUCUCGUUUUAUAUAAAUA
Messenger RNA from Psylliodes chrysocephalus, 2373 nucleotides. The record is from the annotation of a GenBank genome assembly. NCBI's taxonomy places the organism in Eukaryota, Metazoa, Arthropoda, Insecta, Coleoptera, Chrysomelidae.